Molecule: messenger RNA, 1763 nt
Organism: Nothobranchius furzeri (turquoise killifish)
Lineage: Eukaryota; Metazoa; Chordata; Actinopteri; Cyprinodontiformes; Nothobranchiidae
Gene: mfap1
Product: microfibril associated protein 1
Biological process (GO): mRNA splicing, via spliceosome
Cellular component (GO): U2-type spliceosomal complex
Molecular function (GO): RNA binding
Source: RefSeq, a predicted model, not a curated record
GCACUUCCUGUCCGUUCGCGGAAGUUGUUCAACUUCCGGUUUUGAAACGAAGCAGCCAAGAGAUUGUUGAGACUAAGCGCAACAUCCUUUUAUUUCACGUCCAUAGUUUUGUGUUGUUGACCGGGCAGUCAUGUCUAGUCACGAAAGCGUCAACAUGAAGCUCCCACCGAUCCAGUCCACGGCAGGAGCCGUGCCCAUCCGGAAUGAGAAAGGUGAGAUCUCCAUGGAGAAGGUGAAGGUGAAGAGGUAUGUGUCAGGUAAACGUCCAGACUAUGCCCCCAUGGAGUCGUCAGAUGAAGAGGAGGAGGAAUUCAAGUUUGCUAAAAAGGGAGUGGAAAUGGAGCUGGAGGUAGAGCAGCAGGAAGAAGAUGUGAAUGACCCACGUCUCAAACGUUUGCUCAAUCGAACUUCUGAGGACGUGGAGGAGAGGCUCGCAAGACACAGACAGAUCGUAGAGCCUGAAGUUGUUGCUGAGAGCAGUGAGGACUCUGAUGAAGGCACAUGGCACCCUGAGCAUCAGGAGAGCAGCGACGAUGAAGAGGAGGAGGAGGAGGAAGAGGAGGAAGAAGUGGAUGAUGAGGAAAUUGAGAGGAGGCGAGCAAUGAUGCGCCAGCGUGCAAUGGAGAGGAAAAAUGAAGAGAUGGAAGUGAUGGAGGUGGAGGAGGAGGGGAAGUCAGGAGAGGAGUCUGAGUCGGAGUCAGAAUAUGAGGAGUACACAGACAGUGAGGAUGAAGCAGAGCCGAGACUUAAGCCUGUUUUUAUUCGCAAAAAGGACAGAGUCACUGUGGCAGAGCGCGAAGCCGAGGAGCUGAAGCAGCGAGAGCUGGAGGCCGAGGCCAAGAGGCAGGCAGAGGAUCGGCGGCGCUACACCCUCAAGAUUGUUGAGGAGGAGGCUAAGAAGGAGUUUGAAGAGAACCGGCGCUCGCUGGCUGCACUGGAAGCUCUGGACACUGACGGGGAGAAUGAAGAGGAGGAAUAUGAAGCCUGGAAGGUCCGAGAGCUGAAACGCAUCAAGAGAGACCGAGAGGCCCGGGAAGCAAUGGAGAGAGAGAAGGGUGAAAUUGACAGAUUCCACAAUAUGACGGAAGAGGAACGCAGGGCGGAGCUACGCAACAGCGGCAAAGUCGUCACCAACAAAGCCUCCAAAGGCAAAUACAAGUUCUUGCAGAAAUACUACCACAGAGGAGCCUUCUUCAUGGAUGAGGAGGAGGAUGUUUACAAGAGAGACUUCAGCGCUCCUACACUGGAGGAUCACUUCAACAAAACCAUCCUACCCAAAGUCAUGCAGGUCAAAAACUUUGGUCGGUCAGGACGCACAAAGUACACCCACCUGGUGGACCAGGACACCACGUCGUUCGACUCUGCGUGGGCCCAGGAGAGCACUCAGAACAGCAAGUUCUUUAAGCAGAAGGCAGCAGGCGUGAGGGACGUGUUUGACCGACCCACGGUGAAGAAGAGGAAGGCAUAAGACGCCUCUUUCCAGUGAAGAGACUGAGGAUGCUACUUGUGUUCUUGUGGACUUUGUUGGGGAAAAAGCAACAAAAUGAUUCUGCUUUGAUGUUUUAACCAAAAGGAUCCAAACCUGUUUAGAAAUUUAAGGUUGCAGCUGAAACAUUUCCUGGACAAAAGUAGACAGCCAGCUGAAACCUGCAGCUUGUGUGGAACUCUGUAAAUAACCUUAUUGUGAUGAUCAGUUUGUGGGUUCCUCGCCCAUUUUGUAUGAAACCGUGAUGUUUCAAUUAAAGAUGUUUUCAGUUAUUUUA